This is a messenger RNA of Aspergillus pseudoviridinutans, 462 nucleotides long. RefSeq lists its product as uncharacterized. Lineage: Eukaryota; Fungi; Ascomycota; Eurotiomycetes; Eurotiales; Aspergillaceae. Bases 1 to 462 code for a protein of 153 amino acids. The transcript is spliced from 2 exons. The record is from RefSeq and is a predicted model, not a curated record.
AUGGAUCUGGUGCAGAAGAAAGUCAAGAUCUCUGAUGAUGCUGACGAGGCUGAUGCACCAUCAGAAGUAGCUGCCAAUGUGAGCGAAAGCACGCGACGUGUACCUCAUCUCGGAACUGAAGCAGUUGGCCUAUGGAAAAAUCUCACUGCAUGCUUCGUGGAUAUCAACAGACCCCAAACUCUCGAUCCACAACGUGCGGUCAUCUCUGUCUUGCGUGUCGCCUCCCUCAAGAUUCAGCCCAGCGACAGUCUCUUGGACUGGCUGGCCCAUUAUGCGGCAUACACCGUCGAUCAACUUCAACAUCAUCCCUCUUUUCACGAUCUUCUUGAAGCCGCUCCUGCCCUGUGCUCGAGCAUGAUGAAUAGAUUAAGACCGGCUUCAGCUGCUCCUUGGCAAAGUCAGACUUCGAAACAUAGAUUCCCACCCUACAAGCCGGGCAGCUAUGAGGAACAAUGUGAGUGA